Messenger RNA from Lacerta agilis (Sand lizard), 2117 nucleotides. RefSeq names its product TCDD inducible poly(ADP-ribose) polymerase (gene TIPARP). Bases 16 to 1992 code for a protein of 658 amino acids. NCBI's taxonomy places the organism in Eukaryota, Metazoa, Chordata, Lepidosauria, Squamata, Lacertidae. The record is from RefSeq and is a predicted model, not a curated record. Gene Ontology annotation, molecular function: NAD+ poly-ADP-ribosyltransferase activity; metal ion binding. The transcript is spliced from 5 exons.
GAGACCCUCAAAGCUAUGGAAACCGAACCCUGCGCAGUUCAGCCGGCCUGCUGCCAGGAGGUGCCGGACACCACUCCUUCAGAGGCCUUUGCUCCGCAGGCGAGGAUCUCCGGAAAGAUCUCGCCGGUCAGGCCUUGCUUCAAGAAGAAGCAAGUGCAGAAGCUGCUGGACCCAGGGACGCUGAGGGCUCUGCGGCCCAUCAUCACCACCUUGCUGGGGUCUGGUGCCCUGGAUGCGAUCCUCCUGCGCAGAGGACAGAACGGCAACCGUAGCAAUUUGUGCGAACCUGUCGCGAAGAAGGUGUUGGGGAUCGCGGCUCCCUGUGCUCAGCCGGACAGCAGCAUGGCUGUGCUGGUGGCAGGGACUUCGGACGUUCAAGGACAAAUAUCAGACGGGUCUCCUGACCAGGAGGCCCAGCCUGGGGAGCAGGGUUUCCCCUCCGUUACCUCUCCUGCAAGUGAGCCAUUCCAGGACCACUCCUUGCAUGCUGCCUCCAGCGAUGCUGCUGCCUUUCUUUCCUGCCCUGACAAGAUACUUGAAGGUUAUCCUGGGGUGCUCCAGGACAACAACAACAACAGCAACAGCUUCAUGGUCCAGUGCCGCUUGAACCCGGCGGAGAAGUUUGGAGCUGGGCUUUUCCAGGACAAAAGCGAGGAGGCAUCCCUCGACCUUGUGUUUGAACUCUUGAACCAGCUGCAAUAUCACACUCACCAGAAGGACGGGGUGGACAUCUGCGUGGAUUUUCUACAGGGGGUCUGCCUCCUCGGCAGCGAUUGCCCCAGGCACCACACGGUCUUGCCCUACCACUGGCAGGUCAGGAGGACAGCCACACAGGUGUGGCAGAGUGUGACCACUGACUCUCAGGAGCAAAUGGAAAGGCUCUACUGCAACCCGGACAACGACAAAGUCAAAAUGAGAUACCGGGGCCAUGAGUUUUUAGUCGACUUGAAUGGUUUGGCGCUCUAUGACACGACCGAAUUUGACCAGCUGAGGAGGCUGUCUACGCCUGCAUGUGCAAGUUCCAACUCCAACUACUACACCAUCUGGAAGUAUUUCUGCAGGGAUCAUUUUGGCUGGAGAGAAUAUUCUGAGCCUGUCGUGCGAUUGAUAGAAGAAGCCAACUACCGAGGGCUGGCAGAGGUCCGGUUUGUUACGUGGCACAACCGUUACGUCCUGAACAUUAAAGAUGGCUUCCAGCAGAAUUCAUGCAUUCGAAGAGAAAUCAAGAAGAGACCUUUCUUCCGCUCCUGUGUGAUCCUCAUGCCAUACUUGCAGACUCUCGGUGGCAGCCCCACAGUACCCGUGGCACCGACAGCCGACUCACAAGUCUUAUCCCCGACUGCCGUUACCUCUCCAAACUUCUACCCUGAAACGUGGGUCAGCAUGGAUCCAGCUCAGGACUUCGUCCAAGUGCCUGUGUCAAAGGAAGACAAAAGCUACAGAACCAUUUACAACCUCUUUCAUAAGACUGUGCCAGAGACCAAAUACAAAAUUUUGAAAAUACUGCGAGUUCAGAACCAGUUUUUGUGGGAGAAGUAUAAGAGGAAAAAGGAGUACAUGUCUAAAAAGAUGACAGGACUGGACAGGAUUAUGAACGAAAGACAUUUGUUCCACGGCACCUCUCAGGAUGUGGUUGACGGAAUCUGCAAGCAUAAUUUUGACCCCCGGGUCUGUGGGAAGCAUGCCACCAUGUUUGGGCAAGGCAGCUACUUCGCCCGGAAGGCGAGCUACUCCCACAACUUCUCCAAGCGCUCUCCCAAAGGGAUCCACUAUAUGUUCCUGGCUAAAGUACUGACAGGGAGGUACACGGUGGGCAACCACACCAUGCGGAGACCUCCACCCGUGAACCCCAGCAGCAUCACCAGCGACCUGUACGACUCCUGCGUGGACAACUACUUCGAGCCUCAGAUCUUUGUCAUUUUCAACGACGACCAGAGCUAUCCCUAUUUCGUAAUCCAGUAUGAAGAAGUUAGUAACGUCGUCGUGAUCUGAGAACAAAAUGGGGGGGGGGGGUUGGAAAAAAAGAGAGAAUUGCUUCAUGUUGAUUUGUUGUUGUUGUAACAACCUUUUUUUAACCUGAUAUUUGUAGAAUUGGAUCCCUUUUGCUGCGGGGGGGG